AUGGAUCUGGUUGCUCACUUAUGUGAGUCUGUGUUUUCUGGCGACACUCACCCGCAAUCCAAGAGUAUGGAAAAGACAGAAAAUGAACCUGAUGGCUCGCAAAAGAAACCCAAUACGGAUUUCCAGUCGUUCUGGAACUACUAUUAUGCCAAGAGCGAACCCGAAUCUCACCAUUCAGAUGAAGUCGAGGGCUCCCACGAAGGUACAGAGACGCUGAAGUCGGCUGGAACGAGUGCUGCCAACAAUUCUCUUUUAUCUGACAAAUUGAUGGAGAAGGUCAUCCAAAUGAUGAUACCCAUGAAUGUUGAAUCAUCGGAAAUAAUAUCGCAACGAUUAGCAGUUCAAAGUACUCGACCAUCGCUCUCCAUCAAUUCAAUGUCAACUAAUUCCACCCUCUUGGCGCUGCGUCUUUCCUACACAUUUCAAUGCAUCGAUGCUAUCACCAUCUACUUCAGCUGGAGAGAACCAAGCUACACAUUAGCAAUCUUACUUGUCAUCACUCACGCUGUGCUUAGGCCAGAACUACUUUUGGCAUUCCCAUGCUUGUAUUUAAUCACGAAUGUGCUUAUACCUCACUACUUGAUUCGUCAUCCGCCAGAUAACUCACUCAAGGAGCUUCUCGGAAGGAGCCCCAUUCCUGCUGAUGGGGAGCCAUUGCGCUCGUAUUCCAUACCCAAACCGGUGCCGCAAUUUUCUCAAGAAUUCUUACUCAACUUGACAGACUUACAAAACCAUCAACUUGAUUUUGUUGCUGUAUACGAUUUCAUCGUAUGGCUCACAAAAGACUACCUUUACUUCAAGGAUGAAGCUGUCAGCAGUCUAGUAUUCAUUCUUUUGUUGAGUUUUUCUUUUUACAAUGCGGUUGUUUUGCCCAAAGUGAUAUGUCUUGUGUGGAAAUACCUUCCAAUAAAGUUCUUUUUGAUCGUCUUUGUCUGGCUCUCAACCUUGGCAUUUCACCCGGUGGUGAAGAAUUAUCUUUUAAAUCUCAUAUUUGACGAGCGAACCAGAAUAGCAGUGGUGAGCAACAACAAUCGAAUAGAGACCUAUUUGAUUCGAGUGCUUUUCCACAAGGAAACUCCCACACAAGAAACGAAAGAGGCAGAGAUUUUUGAAUUGCAAAAAUUACUGGCCAAAACCAGUAUAUGGGAACCCGUGGGGUUUACGAACGAGGUAUUUACCAUCAACAAUCCGACUCGUAGAACUACUAGUCACUUGUUGAGCACAUUGGUGGAAGGUUUUAAUGAAUUCGAAGAUAAAAAUAACGACGACGACGAAAGCGAAAACGAAGAUUUGGACAGCGAUAGUGAUGGCGAGGUAGCGGUAAUGUCCCACAUUAACAAUUGCUCCAAUCUCGAUGAAAUCGACCCCCCACUUGGCUGGAAAUUCGACUCGAAAUGGGUGGUCGAUUUGCAUCCCACGGAGUGGGUAAGCAAUCGUAUGAUUGACGAUGUUGUUAGCGUCGAUACUGACGAAAAAUGGGUUUAUGAUGCACCCAUAGACCUGAACAGUAUGUAUCGAAGACGGCGGUGGGUGAGAAUGUGUAGACGGGAGACAAGGAGAUAA
Messenger RNA from Meyerozyma guilliermondii ATCC 6260, 1563 nucleotides. RefSeq lists its product as uncharacterized. Gene Ontology annotation, biological process: peroxisome organization. The transcript has a single exon. Lineage: Eukaryota; Fungi; Ascomycota; Pichiomycetes; Serinales; Debaryomycetaceae. The record is from RefSeq and is a predicted model, not a curated record. Bases 1 to 1563 code for a protein of 520 amino acids. Gene Ontology annotation, cellular component: peroxisomal membrane.